AUGCUGUACGGUGGUUCGCACUUUCCAAAUGCUGGAAAGUUUUGUUGGGACAAGGCUGCUGGUUUCGGUUCAGAUAUCCAGGGGUGUACAGACAAAUUCUUCCAGCAUGCCAAGGAAUUCUGUCCCUCUGACAAGAUGGCAGAAUUGAGGGAGUCUGUGGAUAGCGUCGCCAGCACAGCCACGACACUGUAUCAAGUCGUCAAAGAAACCGCAGAACAAUGUGGCAUUCCUCUCUACACUAUAUCAAAUAACCUUGUAAACACCUUCAGUGUCCUAUUUGAAGAGCUCAAAGAACAGUUUCCACCACCUGGUGAAGCUUCUGGUCAUGAGAAGCGCAUGACCAUGAUGAACAUCAGGGAAAACCUCCCACGGGAAUUUUGA
Suillus fuscotomentosus is the source of this 381-nucleotide messenger RNA. RefSeq lists its product as uncharacterized. The record is from RefSeq and is a predicted model, not a curated record. The transcript has a single exon. NCBI's taxonomy places the organism in Eukaryota, Fungi, Basidiomycota, Agaricomycetes, Boletales, Suillaceae. Bases 1 to 381 code for a protein of 126 amino acids.